This is a messenger RNA of Dunckerocampus dactyliophorus (ringed pipefish), 5667 nucleotides long. RefSeq names its product phospholipase D2 (gene pld2). The coding region runs from base 514 to 3378 and encodes 954 amino acids. The transcript is spliced from 24 exons. The record is from RefSeq and is a predicted model, not a curated record. NCBI's taxonomy places the organism in Eukaryota, Metazoa, Chordata, Actinopteri, Syngnathiformes, Syngnathidae. Gene Ontology annotation, biological process: intracellular signal transduction; phosphatidic acid biosynthetic process; cell motility. Gene Ontology annotation, molecular function: D-type glycerophospholipase activity; phosphatidylinositol binding.
UUUAGUUGUGUUGCUUUGGUCCAGUCGUGGCUUGCCCUAACUACUGGCUAAACAGCUUGAAUUUCUUCCCCACGGCAGACCAUCUUCCUUUUGGGUAGACGCGUGUUAAUCCUCGCGUCUUCAUGUGUUAAUUCUAACCUCUAUGUUUCUAACCACAUCCCACAACAGUGUGACAGUGUGACUUGUUGCUUGCAUGACACAUGACACAUGACACUAUGACACAUCAGGUUAAUUACAUUCCUAGUGAGAGAUAGCCUGUUUAGAAGCUCCUCUUCCUCUCUUCUUCGUCCUCUCCGCGUUGUGUUAUUCUUGUGUACGCCAAAUGGGCGGGACUAAAGUGUGCAUCACCUACGGGGAACAACAGGCCAGUCUGACAAAAACACCGGCGCGCCAUGAAACAAGAUUUUACGUGUGAAUGUAUAAAUUGCUCGUCGUGAUUUGUGGACUACAUGAGUGUGCUGGCAGCGGUCGUUUCCAUUUGAGCUGACAUAGUAGCUGGAACUUGCGACCACAAUGGCUAGCCCAGAGGCUGACAUUGAACCACCCAAUCAAGCCUCUACUGCCCAAAACCUCGAUAGAAGACGCUUCUCUCAUGACCUUCGCAAUCUAAGUCAAGACGAGAUAGACAGUCUGUUAUCCAGCAGUGAUGGUCGUCCUUUCAGUGUGGUGCAUCAUCUCCCAGAAUUAAAGGAGGAGGGCAUACCGUACUUGAUACCUGGUGUGCCUAUCACAUGCAGAGUGGAUAACACAGAGAAAUACACUACUCGCUCAAAGGUCUCCGUAGGCACACUAUACACGGUAAUACUAACUCAUGGUCAAUUCCACUGGACGGUGAAGAGGAAGUACAAGAACUUCCAAGAGCUGCAUCGUGACCUGUACAACCACCGGAUGAUGAUUCACUUGCUGCCUUUGGGAAGAUUUGCAAAGGAGAGGCAGCAGCUGAGAGGCAUGUCCGAGGAAAUGCCCAGCCUCCAUGGGACUGAACGAACCAGAAGGACGUCAAGCAAAAUGAAAUACCUGGAGGAGUACCUGAAUGGUCUGCUGGAGAACAGGUUCUGCAGAAGUGACCGUAGCAUGCUGGAGUUUCUGUCUGUUGGUGCGCUAUCCUUUGUCACUGAUCUCGGGCCCAAAGGCUUGGAAGGGCCCAUCUUCAAGAGGUCAGGCGGUCAUCGCAUUCAAGGUCUGAAUUGCAUUGGCCAUCAUCAAUUCUGCUUCCGCUGGUCACGCCGCUGGCUGGUGGUGAAAGACUCCUUUCUGAUGUACAUGAACCGAGACAAUGGCAGCAUCAACUUUGUGUUACUGUUUGACCCGGAGUUCAAUGUGAAAGUGGGCCGUGCUUACACAGACACUAAAUAUGGAGUCUGCAUCGGGAACUUCACUCGGAAUCUGAUUAUCAAAUGCAGUAGCUAUAGACAAGCACACUGGUGGAGUCAUGAAAUCAACCGGCUAGCCGCAACCUGUGACUUUCUCAAAGUGCAACGCUUUGAGGGGUUUGCUCCUCCACGGGACAACACGCUCACUAAAUGGUAUGUGAAUGGAAGUGGCUACUUUGCUGACCUCGCUGAUGCACUUGAACAAGCCAAAGAAGAAAUCUUCAUCACAGACUGGUGGCUCAGCCCCGAAGUAUUCCUAAAGAGACCUGCGACUGAUAACUUCUGGCGCUUGGAUGAACUACUCAAACGCAAAGCAGAACAAGGAGUCAAAGUGUGUGUUCUGCUUUACAAAGAGGUAGAGCUGGCACUUGGCAUUAACAGUGAGCACAGUAAGAGGACUCUUAUGGAUAUGCACCCAAACAUCAAGGUAAUGAGACAUCCUGACCAUGUGUCAUCUGUGGUGUUCCUGUGGGCUCACCAUGAAAAGAUGGUGGCUAUUGACCAAACGGUAGCUUUUGUGGGGGGAAUCGACCUGGCAUUUGGGAGGUGGGAUGACAGCCAGUACCGGUUAACGGACCUUGACGCGACAGACACUGCUGAGAAACUGACAGAUAAGGAGCUACCCCGAGUAGAUACAGAUCAAAACAGUGUGGCUGUUCCAGAACCAUCUGAUAGCCAAACACAGGAGCUUGUGGACCUGACAGGCAACACCAAAUUGUGGCUUGGCAAAGACUACAGCAACUUCAUUAAGAAAGACUGGGUCCAACUGGACAGACCGUUUGAGGAUAACAUUGACCGUACUAAAGUUCCACGCAUGCCAUGGCGUGAUCUGUCCGCAGCUCUUCACGGAAGGGCAGCUCGGGAUGUAGCACGUCAUUUCAUUCAGCGCUGGAACUUCACCAAGAUCUUCAAAAACAAGUACAAGGACAAUUUCUACCCUUAUCUUCUCCCUAAAUCUCAUUGUACUGCUGAAGCACUUGCGUGGACUGUGCCUGAGUCCAGCAAAGCCAAAGUGCAGGUGUUACGUUCUGCAGAUCGUUGGUCUGCUGGAACUUGCGAGAAUUCAAUCCUGAAUGCCUACAUCCACACUAUCAAGAAUAGCCAGCACUACAUCUACAUCGAGAACCAGUUCUUCAUCACCUGUGCCGAUGGGAAGACGGUCUAUAAUGGGAUUGGUGAUGCCAUUGUGGAACGAAUCCUGCAGGCUUACAGAGAGCAAAAGAAGUAUCGAGUGUAUGUGGUAAUCCCCUUGCUACCUGGAUUUGAGGGAGACAUCAGUACCGGAGGUGGAAAUGCCAUCCAAGCCAUUCUUCACUUCACUUACAGGACUAUAUCCCGUGGGGAACAGUCCAUCCUGUCAAGACUAAGUGACUUGGAGGACCGGUGGACUGAGUACAUCACAAUCUGUGGCCUGAGAACAAAGUCUGAACUCUCUCAGUCGCUUGUCACAGAACUCAUCUAUGUUCACAGCAAGACCCUUAUUGCUGACGACCGCUGCUACAUAAUUGGAUCAGCCAACAUCAACGAUCGCAGCAUGCUAGGUAGCCGGGACAGUGAGCUGGCAGUGUUUGUGGAAGAUGAAGAAAGAGUCCCGUCCACGAUGGGUGGAGAGGAGUACGAAGCAGGACCCCUCACGCUUGCUCUGCGCAAAGAGUGCUUCAGUGUUCUUGUUGGAGCUGCAUCAGACCCCAGUAUCAACAUUGAUGAUCCGAUCAGUGAAAACUUCUUCUUCUUGGUGUGGAAUUCAUCAGCCAAACUGAAUGCCACUAUUUAUGACAAGGUCUUCAGCUGCCUGCCCAGCAACUCUGUCCACAAUAUGCAGGAGCUGAAAGAGUACACAAGCAAGGAGCGCCUAUCUGACACAGACCGUGAGCAGGCUGUUGAGGAGCUCAAGGCUGUCCGAGGACUGCUGGUCCACUUCCCCCUGAAGUUCUUGUGCGAAGAGAACCUGCUGCCUCCAUUGGGCACCAGAGAGGGCAUGGCCCCUGUUGGGCUGUGGACAUAAUUGCAGCAUGGCCCAGUCAGACCACAAUGUAAGAACUUAAGGGCUCUGGCAAUAUUGCAGUUAACAUUCUGCCCCAAUUAAAUAGUGGCAACCUUGGCAGUUCAGCGGUGACUAAACCCAACUCCACAAUAUUUAUAUUAACCACUGAAAUGUAGAUUUUAUGACUGACACUAUGUGAGAAUAUUAAAUGAACAUUAACUGGCCAGUUGGUUUAUGACAGCAAUACCUGCUUUAUAAUAUCUACAGUCCAUCUCACAUGAUCUGGGUACAUAAUGUACAUUUUUAUUGGUGCAAGGUUUUAAGUGGCUAGGUUAUUUUUUCCCUCUGUCUCACUCUCUCCCUCCGAGGCUUCACCUCUCACUGCAGUGCCAGCAAAUCCGUCAGAAAAUGUGUGGUUGUUAUGGUGACGGAUACAAAGAAAUGGCUGGAUAUUAGCUGGAAAAAUAUACUGGGUAAUAUGGUCACAAGAUAGAAGAUAUGUCCAUUAUCAGCAUUGGCACAGCAGUUUUACAUAUUUUUGAACAUGUUUGUUAAUGAAUUGUUUUUUUUUUUAAAGGUACCAUGGCAACCAAGUGAAUUGUUAUAUUCCUCACGUUGUCAGCAGUGCACAACUGGACAUUCCACCAUCACCUUCACUCUGGGAAAACUGUGAAGCAGAGACAUGCAGUAGAUUGUUGAGACUAUUCAACCACUAAAUUUACAUUCGGAUGCUUUCUCCAGUGUCUUCAUUUGAUUACGAAAGACACAUAUGUAGUGUGUGCGUGUUACAUUUAGCUUAACACUGUACUGUGUAUGUUGUUACAUUAUAUUGACAUCUAGCCACUAAAUGAUAGGAGCAGAGUUAGUGUGCUAUAUGUUCACCAUAACACUGUACUGAGUAGUCUUUGAAAAUCACGCUACAGUAUGGCAGUUAAACUUUUGAUUUAUGUCGUCAAACGAUCAGAAAUGGCAGGUCUAGUCCAUUUUGAGACGAGACAAGUUUUGCUUUUGAACAAACCCAGCAUCAAUCGGAGAGAACUGGCUGCUAAUUCCGAAAUGCUGAUGCUUUUUUUAAUGCAGAAAAGUUGUACUUGUCAUGAAAUUGACAAGUCCUUUAAAAUGGCAAGAAAAAGCCACUGACCCUGUUGUUAUUUGGACAGUGGUUGAUGGUAGUAAUGGUUGACCUUGCUUUCAAAUAUGGGUGUGUCCAAAGUGCGGCCCAGGAGUUGUUUUAGAAAUAAAAUUCAACAUAAAAAAAUAGCAAUAAAGGCACAAUAUAAAGAAAAAAAGCUGAAAUGUCGAUAGUAAUAACAAAACUUUGGCUUUUAAUAUAUGUAAAUGUUUUUUUUAGCCUUUUUAUAACAAUAAAACACAAAAAUAUGAAAGUGGCCCCCGGCAUCGUUUGAUUUUUCUGCAUGUGGCCCUAAAAGCUUGAACACCCCUGCAGUAUACUGUAUCUAAUUUAUAACUACUGUAUUGUACGUCAUUGUUGCUAAUGAACUUAAUCACAGGUGGUGAUGCAUUUUCAAGCCUUGUGAUUGGCUGUUUUUUACUGUUAAUGAGAAAUAACGAGUUUAAAUAGCUCUUUACAAUACGCCUGUGAAUAUUCUCAUUCUUCCAGGUAAAUGUAUUCUCAGGGCAUUCAAUCGAUCGCAACUGGUCUGUUCAGAUUGUCUUAGAAGACGUUUCGCCUCUCAGCCCAGCAGCCUUCAUCAGUUCAUGCGCGAAGAUUAUGCGGGACACACACCAGUCAGACGAGAUAGGACAGCACUAGUUCUGUCCUAUCUCGUCUGACUGGUCUCUUUACAAUGGUUUUCUCAUUUAGCCGUGCAAUGCAUCUGAAAAAUGAUGCAUGUCUUAUGUACUGUAUGUUUUCAUGAUACUAAAUGCUAAAUGUACAUGCAUGACUUGUAUUGAACCUGUGACAAAGCCAGCAAUUUGUACAGACAAUAACCAAGUGCCUGCGUCAUAACCAUAAAGUCAACAUUCACUAAUAUUCUGUUUGAAGCACUCUGAAACUCGCAAGUAAAGCCAUCUUCUUGUAAAUGGUGGUGAUGUAUUGACAAGUUGCCUUAUAUUUUUUCUGUGGUGAAUUGUUGCUCUCAUUUUUCACUGUGAGCAAUUUUCAUGAAUUAAUUUUACAGUUACCCUGUGUACCGUUUAUGUACUGUAUGUCACUCAGCUGUUUGAGGUCAUUACAUAACAAUUAAUUGAGCCAUUAAUGCUCAGGGGUUGAGAUAUAAAACAAUUACUGUAUUAAUAACAUUAAAAUAUGUUGAUGUUUCUUUAAUAAACCUCCACUGUAAUCGC